GAUGCUAAACGUUGUUGAUGAUCUACUAUUUAAAGUUGCUUAUACUGGAAAUAAUUUAGUAAUAGCAAAAUCUGGCAUUGCUGCAAUAAAUGUUCAAUUGAAGAAAGAUAUUGACUCUAUAAAUCUUGUAAUUGAAAAAUCAAUGAAAACUAAAAAUGUAAAAUUAAUAUUCAAUUCUAAGAAUUUUACUUCUAAAGGAGAUUAUUUCUUUUUCAAAAAUCCGCUUAUUUCCAAUAAAUUUGAAAGAAAGCUGUCAAUUUUAGCAUUAUCUGAUAGCAACCUAUUCAAAACACAUGAAUCCUUUCCAAUUGUAAGUAGGAUUGUCAAAUUAAAAUUCUCGAGGGAGACAAAUCAAACUGAACUUGAACACGAUGAAAAAGAUAAUGAUAAUGAUGAAAAUAUAAAGAUUGAAGCUUACAUUGAAGUAGAUAAGAAUAAAUUAGAUAAAAUAUCACAAAAGAACAAAAUGCCUAAAAGAAUAAGGAUGAUAAAUUUCAAAUUCAAAUGUUCUGAAUAUAAUCAUAAAGAGAAAAGAUGGAAAAAAUUGGCAAGGGCAGUAUUAUCUGAUGGUAAAGUUAAGUGUACAUGCAAAUUAAACUCCUACUUUGCUGUUCAAACAAGUUUGAAGUUGAAAGGAAACACUGAGAUGGAGAAUGGCUCCUUAUUAAAAGUUAAUCAUUUGAAAUAUUUGAUACAGUAA
Messenger RNA from Dimorphilus gyrociliatus, 700 nucleotides. The record is from the annotation of a GenBank genome assembly. NCBI's taxonomy places the organism in Eukaryota, Metazoa, Annelida, Polychaeta, Dinophilidae.